AUGCUGCUCUUGGGAGCAACAGAUCUCUUGCUAUCCAUCACAUCGCUCUGCUCGCUGUGGCUUGGAUUCGCUGUCCCCAUUUUCGGCGUCGUUCCUCGCGUAUGGCUGAAGAGCGAAAUCUCGACGUUGCUCCGAUUGUCCGCCACGUUCGUCGCUGUGUUCAGCGGCGUCUCGUAUUGUCUCAUAUUGACGAGGACUAAACUAUCACAUACGGAAUAUGUAACGUUCAAGACGUACUAUGCCUGGGAUGCGGACAUGACCUUUGUGUCAUAUCUGAACACGACCACCGCUAUUAUGCUCCUUGUGGAGACCAUGCUCUUUUGUCGCCUCCUUGCAAGGAUUAUCCGCAAUCGCAUAUUACACCAUAUUUUCGGAUACCUCAUCGUCCCACUCGUCGUCAUCAAGUUCGCUAGAGUCGCAAAUCUCGCUUGCACCGUCUUCGGCUCAGAGAUUGGCCGCCUGGAUUCUACAGCUGACUGUGAUGAGAGCCGAUGA
Molecule: messenger RNA, 495 nt
Organism: Postia placenta MAD-698-R-SB12
Lineage: Eukaryota; Fungi; Basidiomycota; Agaricomycetes; Polyporales; Adustoporiaceae
Exons: 2
Coding region: 1-495 (164 amino acids)
Source: RefSeq, a predicted model, not a curated record